Hemiscyllium ocellatum (epaulette shark) is the source of this 3651-nucleotide messenger RNA. Its product is annotated as anion exchange protein 3-like. Lineage: Eukaryota; Metazoa; Chordata; Chondrichthyes; Orectolobiformes; Hemiscylliidae. The coding region runs from base 1 to 3651 and encodes 1216 amino acids. Gene Ontology annotation, molecular function: solute:inorganic anion antiporter activity; monoatomic anion transmembrane transporter activity. Gene Ontology annotation, biological process: regulation of intracellular pH; transmembrane transport; monoatomic anion transport. The record is from RefSeq and is a predicted model, not a curated record. Gene Ontology annotation, cellular component: plasma membrane. The transcript is spliced from 21 exons.
AUGGUGACCGAGGUGAUUGUGAGCCCGAGAGUGAGCUGCUGCCACCAUUCCUGUUUGCAGGUCGAAGAUGAGACCGAGAAGCCAAACAUGGAAGAGGAAGAGGAGGAGGAGGAGGAGCUGGAUAAGUUGCUGGGCAUUGAACGUUUAAGUGACCUGAUCAGUGAACGCCCUGCACGGGAACCUGAGCGAACUUAUAACGAGAAGGAUUUUGAAUAUCAUCGACACACGUCACAUCACAUUCACCACCCGCUCUCGACUCGCCUGCCACACCACACACGCCACAGGAGGAAGCUCCCUCGCCCAGAACGCACGAAGAAGAAGAGGAGGAAAAAGAAAAAGACUUCGGUUCCUCCAUCAGAGGGCACGCCCACCAUCCAGGAAGUGGAUGAGGAGGAGGAAGAGCCUUCGGAGGUGGAAACACAGGACAGGGAUCUAUCAGGAAAUGAGGAUAUGCACGAUCCACCAAAAUCCCAUCUCAUGUCAACAGAAUCGACCGAGUCUCUAAUGAUGCCGCAGCAGAUUCAAGACUGUGAGCAGCAGCAGCCAUGGCAACCCCAUACAGGACUGACAGGGAGUUUUCUGAAGCCUCUGCAGGAUUGCCUUGAGUCCUCCCCGAGGAGUCUUGACAGACAGAAGGCCUCCCCCCGGAUUACAGGUGGACAGCGAGCACGUUAUGAUCUGCGAGAACGGAUUUGCAUUGGGAGUAUGACUGCACUUGGAGUGACGGCGUACCAGAAAGUGCCGACGGAUGAUGCUGAAGCACAGAUGCUUGCCAGUGCUGACCUGGACUACAUGAAAAGCCACCGAUUCGAGGACAACCCAGGUGUGCGUCGGCACCUGGUGAAGAAACCGUCCAAAAGCCAAAUGAGUAAAGUCAGCAACAAACUCCCACAGGCCGGGAUGAAGAGGUUCCAGCUGGACAGAAAGCCCCAUGAGGUUUUCGUCGAGCUGAAUGAGCUGGUGCUGGGGAAGAACAAUGAGAUGUCGUGGCAGGAGACCGCUCGGUGGAUCAAAUUUGAGGAAGAUGUGGAAUCAGAGACAGACAAGUGGGGAAAGCCGCACGUGGCGUCCCUCACGUUCCGCAGCCUCCUGGAACUGAGGAAGACCAUCGCACAAGGUGCUGUGCUGCUAGAUCUGGAGCAGAAAACAUUGCCUGGAAUAGCCCAGCUGGUGGUGGAAACCAUGGUGAUCACAGAUCAGAUCAAACCGGAAGACAGGGCCAGUGUAUUGAGAGCACUCCUUGUCAAACACAGCCACCCUAACGAUGAGAAAGAAGGGAUCUUUUUCCCUCGGAAUGUCUCUGGCUCCACCAAAGCAACCAGCCUGGGGGUUCACCACCCCCACCAUGAGCACAAGGUGUCAAAGGAUUCCUCUACCACCAUGCCCCUGAUGGGAGACGAACGCAUCGAGGUGCAAGACCCCAAGAAGGUGGAUUCAGGCCCUCAGAAACAUUUCAGAUCUCCAAGCAGCCGGCGCAGUGAGAGGCACAAAAGGAAAGCAGAACAGAGGCUUAUGGAGAAGAUUCCAGAAAAUGCAGAGGCAACUGUGGUCCUCAUUGGGACUCUUGCCUUUCUUGAACAGCCCACCAUGGCCUUUGUGCGCCUCAGUGAAGCAGUUUUCCUUGAGUCAGUUUUGGAAGUUUCAGUGCCUGUACGAUUCAUCUUUAUCCUCCUCGGGCCAAUGCAGUCCAACAUGGAUUACCAUGAGAUCGGGCGCAGUAUCUCCACCCUGAUGUCAGACAAGGAUUUCCAUGAGGCAGCGUAUCAGGCCGAUGAUCGCCAGGACCUCUUAAACGCCAUCAACGAGUUCCUGGACAGCAGCAUUGUCAUCCCACCACUGGAACUAGAAGGCAAAGAUCUCCUGAGAUCGGUUGCAGCCUUUCAGAAGGAGAUGCUAAGGAAGAGGAAACUGAGAGAGCAGAGAAAGUCACUGAGGAGGGAGGAAUCCAUUCUCUUCGAGACCAAAGAUGUGUGCGGGGAGGUGAAGGACGAAAGUGAUGAUGAUCCACUGAAGAGAACAAGGAUUCCGUUUGGGGGCUUGUUCCGGGAUAUCAAGCGGAGAUACCCAAAAUACAUGAGUGACCUUUGGGAUGCAAUGGACUGUCAGUGUCUGGCUGCCAUCAUCUUCAUUUACUUUGCAGCCCUGUCACCAGCCAUCACAUUCGGAGGAUUGCUCGGUGCAAAGACCGAGGGGUUAAUUGGGGUUUCAGAGUUAAUCGUCUCCACAUCGGCCACAGGGGUGGUCUUCUCCCUGUUGGGAGCCCAGCCCCUCCUGGUGAUUGGAUUCACCGGCCCCCUGCUGGUCUUUGAAGAGGCGUUCUACAAGUUCAGCAAGACCCAGAACGUGGACUACCUCACAGGUCGUGUGUGGAUCGGCUUCUGGCUCAUGGUCAUUGUAGUCAUCACGGUGGCCUUUGAGGGAAGUUUCCUGGUGCGCUACAUCUCACCUUUUACCCAGGAGAUCUUCGCCUUCCUCAUCUCCGUCAUCUUCAUCUACGAAACCUUCCACAAUCUUUACGAGGUCUUUGAGGAGAAUCCUCUCCUGAAGACAUAUCCACCCUUCUCUCUGAGAAAUGCCAAUCUCACUCACCCGUUAAUACAAACCGACCAGCAGAUGCAACCCAACACCGCCCUGCUCUCCCUCGUCAUGAUGGUUGGCACAUUCUUCAUUGCGUAUUUCAUGAGAAAAUUCCGGAACAGCCGGUUUCUAGGAGGGAACGCCCGGCGCAUCAUUGGAGACUUUGGGAUUCCCAUUGCGAUCCUGGUGAUGGUCCUUGUGGAUAUCUCUAUCACAGACACAUACACUGAGAAACUGAACGUGCCUCUGGAAUUUUCCGUCACCUCCCCGGAGAAGCGAGGCUGGUUCAUCCACCCAAUGGGGAAGGAUCAGGACUUCCCAAUAUGGAUGAUCUUCGGCUCAGUGAUUCCGGCCUUGCUGCUCUUCAUCCUGAUCUUCAUGGAGACCAACAUCACCACUCUCAUUGUCAGUAAGAAGGAGCGGCGGCUGGUGAAAGGGUCCGGAUUCCAUCUGGACCUGCUGCUCAUUGGCUUGGCCGGAGGCAUAUGUGGCAUCUUUGGGCUCCCGUGGCAGACGGGUGCCACAGUACGGACAAUCACCCACGUCAACGCCCUGACUGUGAUGAGCAAGAGUACAGCUCCCGGAGAGACACCCAAGAUCGAGGAGGUGAAGGAGCAACGCAUCACUGGCAUCUCGGUGGCAUUGCUCGUUGGUCUCUCUGUGGUCAUGAGUAAGAUUCUCCAGUUGAUUCCGAUGUCAGUUUUAUUUGGAAUCUUCCUGUACAUGGGUUUGACGUCACUAACAGGAAUCCAGAUGUAUGAACGUCUGCUGCUUCUUUUUAUCCCUUCCAAACACCACCCAGACCACAUCUACGUAACAAAGGUGAAAACGUGGAGGAUGAACCUCUUCACCAUGAUCCAGUUGAUGUGCAUCGUUGUUCUUUGGGUGAUCAAGUCCACCAUUAUCUCCCUAGCAUUCCCGUUUUUCCUAAUCCUGACGGUGCCUACACGGCGAUACCUGCUGCCGAAGAUUUUCAAAGAGCGGGAACUGAUGGUGCUGGAUUCUGAAGAAACACAUCCCAACCUCGAUGAAGAUGGACAUGACGAAUACAGUGAGCUGCACAUGCCCCUGUGA